Messenger RNA from Anopheles maculipalpis, 6672 nucleotides. RefSeq names its product myotubularin-related protein 13 (gene Sbf). Bases 25 to 6645 code for a protein of 2206 amino acids. The record is from RefSeq and is a predicted model, not a curated record. The transcript is spliced from 8 exons. NCBI's taxonomy places the organism in Eukaryota, Metazoa, Arthropoda, Insecta, Diptera, Culicidae.
GAUCUAAGCAACCUUUUUGCGGCAAUGGAUAAUUCGCGUAAUGAAUCGAAAAUGUCGCGACUUGCCGACUACUUCGUCAUCGUUGGAUACGAUCAUGAGAAAGAGCGCACUGGUUCGAGAAGUGGAAAAAUUAUUCAAAGAUUUCCCGAGAAAGACUGGCCCGAUACACCCUUCAUCGAAGGCAUUGAACUGUUCUGUCAACCGCAAGGAUGGUCCCUAUCCACAAUCCGCCAAGAACCACAGUUCUUCGUGUCGGUACUAACCGACAUGGACGGGAACCGGCACUAUUGUGCCUGCCUAUGUUUCAACGAAACGAUCGCCAUCACACCGAGCAAACCCAUCGACGAAGAGGAAGAGGACGAUAAUCUUUCACCAUCCGGCAGUGGGACAGGUGCUGGUGGUGUACUGGUAAACAGUGGACCACCUUCGAUUACACACCACAGCAUUAUGUAUGCUCCAAAAUGUCUCGUAAUAGUGUCGCGGCUCGAGUACAUCGAAGCAUUUCGCAACUGUCUCGGCACAAUCUACACGGUCUAUCUGGAGAGCCUUAAAUUUCAGCUACACUACCUGAUCGGUAGCAUUCUGGGUUGUAUUCAAGUGCCACCGCCCGGUGGCCCACCGGUACGGUUUUCGAUCGGUGCCGGCGAUAAACAGAUCCUGCAGCCACCGCUCUCGAACACGCUGCCCGUGACCGGUUCGUGCGUAAGCUUGCUGUUUCAUCAGCUAGGAAUAAAGAACGUAAUGUUGCUGUUUUGUGCGGUCAUGACCGAGCACAAGAUACUGUUCCAUUCGACCAGCUACACGCGCCUAACGGAUAGCUGUCGAGCAUUGACCGCUUUAAUGUACCCCUUCCGGUACAGUCUGGUGUACAUUCCGAUACUGCCCGCAUCGCUGCUGGAAGUGCUUACCAUGCCGACUACGUUUAUCAUGGGCAUCCACAGUUCGCUACGGUCGGAGAUAAGCGAAAUAUUGGACGUGAUCGUGGCUGAUCUUGACGGUGGUUCGAUACACAUUCCCGAGUCGCUAGUGCCACCCAUCGCUCGGUUACCGGCUACGCUUUGGGAUUCGACCGAACAUGCGCUCCGGAUGGUGUUGCAUCCGGAACUAGCACUGGCUGAUCUUGCAUUCCCGUCGACCGCUGGUAAUCUGCAUGGUCCGGCAUUAAACAACAAUAUCAACCAGGGCAUGGCGCUUGCACCUGCAUCCAGUGCGAAUGGGUACAGUUUUCGAGAACAAAAGAAUGACAUAAUGCUUGAUAAGGAAAUACGGGCCGUUUUUAUGAGGCUUUUUGCUCAACUGCUGCAAGGCUAUCGUUCCUACCUCACGCUGAUUCGCAUCAAUCCCAAACCGAUCAUACAGUUUCAUCGGGCUGGGUUUCUGGGAGCACGAGAACUCGUCGAUUGUGAAUUUUUGUCGCGCGUACUGGACAGUAUGUUCUUUACCGGGUUCGUAACGGAGCGUGGACCACCGUGGCGUGCGUGUGACGCUUGGGACGAGCUGUACAGCACCAUGAACGAUUUACUGAAAUCGGAAACGCUCGACCCUUCGCUCGUGCUCGUGCACAUACAGGAUCUGGCCAAGCAGCUGUACACGAACGAGCAUCCGAAUCCGCAAUCGUUUCAGCAGAAAAUUUUACGCCCUCCGGAUGGUGCGUUCGCUCGCAUCCAUCAACCUCCGAUGCCGCUGAUCGACACCCAGGAGGUACAAAAUGUGAUCAACGAUGGGCUGCAGGCGAACGAUUUGCAAUCCCGCAUGCAACCGGUCCGGGUGAAGUUGCGCAUUGUACCGAUGGGACCGUACCUAAAACCGGCCCCCCAAGAAUCGCGCCCGAUUGUUAACAACAGCGCCCGCAAGCUGGAAGUUCUGCGCAAUUGCAUCAGUUGCAUCUUCGAGAACAGGAUAACCGAGGCGCGCAAAAGCUUCCCGGCGGUACUGCGCAUACUGAAGCAGCGGGAGGCCCGGCUUACAAUGUGCCGUGAGCUGGCCAAGAUCGGCCAGGGCAACAAGCAGCUUGAUCAUCAGCAGUUCGAUCUUGUGAUCAAGCUGAUGAACCGUGCGCUACAGGAUGAUUCAGCCAAGGAUGAGUAUGGUGUGGCAGCGGCCUUGCUACCACUGUCGUCGCUGUUCUGUCGGAAGUUGUGCACGGGUGUGAUACAGUUCGCGUACACCUGCAUCCAGGAUCAUCCAGUGUGGAAGUCGCAACAGUUUUGGGAGGAUGCUUACUACCAGGAGGUACAGACGGCGAUAAAGGAGCUAUAUCUACCGCUUGCGAACUGGCCGAAGCUGAGUGGCGUUGGGGGUAAUGUGUUGGGAGGGUUGACUGACAGCAGUAGCGCUCUGCUGUCACAAUCGAUGUCACGCGAUAAGCACGAUCGCUCCUCGAUGCUUUCACGAGCACAAGAACCUUCAGCAUUGGAAAUAGCGGCCGAUCAGAUGGGCAAAUGGGCCACAAUGGAUCCGGUCACGCAGAAAGAGCUCACCAACAAGGAGGAAAGUACGCUGUACAGUCACGCCAUUCACUACGCCUACCGGAUGGUAUAUCUGCUGAUCCCCCAGGACGUCGGUGGUGCGGUAGGGCGCGUCCAACGUGACAAAGACGGACGCCAUCUCGAGGAUGAUACGAGCGUGUCGAACAGUGUGAUCGAAUCGCGCAGCCACAACAGUGACCACAACAGUGACGAAGGCUUCGAGGAGCACGAUCCCGGCGAAACGGGCAGUGCGGUUACGAGGAUGGUGUGCAAGUUCAUCGAUCGCGUCUGUACCGAGGGUAACGUGACUGCGGAGCACGUGCGCAAUCUACACCAGAUGGUACCGGGCACGAUACAGAUGCACAUCGAAACGCUCGAGGCGGUGGCGCGAGAAGCGAAGCGCAUACCACCGAUCCAGAAACCGAAACUUCAAUAUCCGGUGUUACUGCAGGACGAGAAAAUUAUCGGUGAGCUGAGGGCGUACCUGUUGGCGGAUGGGCGCGAAGAUAAGGAGGGUGCUAGCAGUGGAACGAUGCUUCCGGCCGAGGGUGCACUGUUCCUAACGAACUACCGGGUGGUGUUCCGCGGGUCGCCGUGCGAUUCGUACUCCUGCGAGCAGAGCGUAGUCCGCGCGUUUCCUAUUUCAUCGCUUACGAAAGAGAAACGAUUGACGGUGAUCUAUCUGCAGCAUCUGGAGCAGGUACUGCCGGAAGGGAUGCAGUUACGAUCGUGUACCUUUCAGCUGAUUAAAGUCGCGUUCGAUGAGGAAGUGGCGCAGGAGCAGGUUGAUGCAUUCCGGAAAGCUGUGCACAAGAUCCGCCAUCCGGAGGAUGAGUUUGGGCACUUUGCGUUUGCGACGCACGGCUUGGCUCAUCCGGCGCUUGGCCCGGGACAUAAGGUGAAGGAGAAGAAUGCUACACUGAAGGACUUUGCGAAGAAAACGCUACUGCGGACUGCAAAGAAGGCGGGUUUUAAGCAGAAGACAGGCGCCACAAAGCGGAAGUACAUACUGCCCGGUGCGGUUGAGUACGAUGAUGCGUACGGCAGUGGAGGAGGACUGCUGGGUAUGGGAGGAUCGGGUGGUGGUGGUAAUAGUGCGGGCGGUGCUGGGGGUGGGGGUGAAAACAAUAACAACAACGACGAUGAUGAUGUGUCGGACGAAGGUACGGAUACGUUGCCGCGCGUUCACGUGAAGGACGUGGAGCGGUUGAAGGAGCGCAGCUACGUGCGAGACUGGUUACGGUUGGGGCUGGGCGAUGUACAGACGACCGGGUAUCGAAUUUCGCCCGUAAACAGCAACUACAGCAUCUGCCGCACGUAUCCAGCGAUGGUGGUAUGUCCGAAGGAGGUAUCGGAUGAUUCGCUGCGAUGUAUGGCACGAUGCUACAAGCAGCAUCGGAUACCGGUAGCGACCUGGAGGCAUCGCAACGGUGCGACACUGUUGCGUGGUGCGGUACCGCAAGCCAAGGGUGUUAUGGGGAUGUUGAAGGGUCAUCCGGGAUCGGCAAAUGCGUCCACCGAUAGUACAAGUUUCCAGGAGCAGGAUCGCUACUUUGUGCAGGUGAUCAAGAUGACGCCCCACACGCGUACGAUACGUCAUCAGGCGUGGGGUGGACUGUCUGAUUCUAACAUUUCGCUCGAUUCGCUCGCCCUGGCCGCAAGCAAUCUGAUGUCGCGCUCGGACAUGUCAACUCUAACUCCAGAUGUUGGUCGCAAGCAGCAGCAGCAGCAGCAACAGCAGCAACACCAUUCUCACCAUGAUGGUGGAAACGGCGGCGGAGUCAAUGCUGGUGGAGGAGGCCUUUAUUCGAUUAACAAUUCUUCCUUCUCAAGCUUUGGCGCAAUGCGAUCGAAUAUCGUGAAGUCGAACAAGUGGGCCUCGCUGAAACCGAACCGCAAUUCAUCGUCAACAGCAGUAGGAGGUGCCGGUUCGGAUUCUACCAGCCUACGGGAUGUCAAUCAUUGGGAACAUUCACAUCCUCAUCACCACCACCAUGCUUACCACGCUGGUGUUGGCGGUGGUCCUGGACAAGGUGGCCCUCAAGCCCACUAUGCAUUCCAGCGCGUUCCACUUUACUUUCUGGGCGAGAAAUCACAGUCCAAGUCGGCGAAACUUUCGGAAAUGUAUGCCGAAUUCAUUCCGGUGGAUUACACGGAUGUGCGACACUCGCGUACCGCCUUCAAGAAGCUUAUGCGCGCUUGUCUACCGUCGUGCGAGACGAACGAACCAGAUCAAACGUUUGCGAAGCUGGUGGAACAAUCUGACUGGUUGCAACAAAUUCGCGGUCUAUUGCAGUUAUCGGGAGCUGUCGUUGAUUUGAUGGAUCUGCAAGAAUCAAGCGUGACGCUAGCACUCGAAGACGGUUGGGACGUGACGGCACAAAUUUCCUCCCUAGCGCAGCUAUGUCUCGAUCCGUACUACCGCACGAUCGAAGGUUUCCGGGUGUUGAUCGAGAAGGAAUGGCUUGCGUUUGGGCACCGGUUCGGUCAUCGGAGCAAUUUAAAACCGAACUCCAGCUCCGGCUCACCAUUUGCACCCACGUUUCUACAAUUUUUGGAUGCAGUGCAUCAGAUACAGCUACAAUUUCCGUUGGCAUUUGAGUUUAACGAGUUCUAUCUGAGGUUUCUCGCGUACCAUCAUGUUUCGUGCCGUUUUCGUACCUUUCUGUUCGAUUGUGAACUGGAGCGGGUUGAUUUCGGCAUCACGGCGAUUGACGAUAAGCGCGGUUCCCUAAAUUCACACCACAAACAUGUAGUUGAGGCGCUCACGAUUUCCGAUGAUGAUAAUCUCAUCUAUCAUGGUCUGGGAGGUGGUGGUGGCAACGGGAUGCCGGGUGGUGUCGGCAAUAGUGGUGGCGGCCCGAUGGGAACUUCUUCCGGCAGCGGUGGUGGUGUGAUAGGAGGUGGCGGACGAAAUACAAACACACAAAAGUUUGGUCCUUCGCUGUUUGACUACAUCGAGCGGCAGCACGCAAAAUCGCCCAUGUUUUACAACUUUAUGUACACGCCCGACCCGGAAAGAACGGUAUUAAGGCCACAAAGUUCGAUUUCAGUGUUGGAAAUCUGGUCCUACUAUCUGGGGGAAGAACUUGCUCAAGGACCACCGUACGACCCGGAACUGGUCGGCAGUGAUAAUAUGGAGGAUGACUGUGAUUACAUGUACUCGACCACUGGUGGAAACGGUGGCGUUGGAGCGGGAAAUGCUGGAAGUUUGGGCAGUACCGGUGGUGGUCCAUCGAGUGCGGCAAUGUUACGGCAACCGAGACGACGUGUGGUGACGGUGAAUUACGAUAGCUUGAGCCGGUACGAAGCGGACGCGUUCACCAAAUUACUGGAUGAACUGAAAACGGCUGAGGCUGAGCGUGGUUUGCUUCCGCAAAAGUGGCGCCAGGUUUGGGAUAAACUAGAGCCACCGCACUCGGAUUCACUGACUCGGCAUGCGUCGUUCAGUAGUGCUUUGGUGCGUUCGCAUGGACGGCUGUUGCAUAAAAGAUCAACGUUGGAAAUUCUCAUGCGCGGUCGGCAGGCCGGGUUUCAUCAGGAGAACUUUUUGCAUCCACAUCGUUUCGAAAAGCACGUCUACUCGGCACCGGUCAACUGUAAUCACUGUGGCAACGUGCUCUGGGGUCCUCUACUGAAUGGUCUAAGAUGUGUUGACUGUGGCAACACCUAUCACGAGAAAUGUGCGGAAUCGGUGCCGAAAAAUUGUACCAAAUACAAGGCGGUCGAAGGUGGUAAUCAGCCAACGCUGGCUCGUACGCAGGGCGAUAAUAACAGUGUUACGUCAAGUGUGAACACUACCAACACCAAUAGUCAGCAUUAUUACGAACAGUAUGACAGCAAGGUGGCUGACGAUCGAACACAUGAAGGCUACCUCUACAAGCGUGGUGCAAUCUUAAAGAACUGGAAGCAACGCUGGUUCGUGCUAGAUUCGCACAAGCAUCAACUACGGUAUUACGAUACGAUGGAUGAUUGUAGCUGCAAGGGUUACAUAGAACUGGCAGAAGUACAAUCGGUCGCGCAAGCACCACCACAAACUGCACCGGCCCCAUCGAAAAAAGUUGACGAUCGAGCAUUUUUCGACCUCAAAACUAGUCGACGUACGUACAAUUUCUACGCCCAAGAAGCAUCCAGUGCGCAGGAGUGGAUCGAAAAAAUCCAGGCCUGUCUGCAGUAGAGAGAGACCCCCUUUCUACCUCGUUUC